AUGUUCGCCACGCUUGUCGCUCUCGCCUGCGGCGCGACCGAAGCUGCCGUAGAGGACCCGCACGCCAACGGCCUCUAUAAGCGGGACUCGCCCGUCACCUCGCUCACCUCCGCGCGGCUCGCUCAGCUCGUCGAGGGCGGCACUCCGACGCUGGUCGAGUUUUACGCCGAGUGGUGCGGGCACUGCCAGCAGUACGCCAAGACCUACGAGAAGGUCGCGGCCGCGCUACGCUCCGACGUGCCCGGGCUGCUCGUCGCCGCGAUCAACUGCCCGUCGCACGAGAAGGACUGCUCCAGCCACGGCGUCCGCUCCUACCCGACCAUCAAGCUGUUUGGCGCGGUCAACUCGUCGGAAGGCGCCGCCGGAGCGGCCGCGCCGGACAGCAGCGCCGACGGCUCCGACGCUCCUCCUCACGAGGAGGACGAGGCGAUGAAGGGAGGCGGGAUCCUUGUCAAGGAGACUCCAGUGGUGGUGGUGGGAGGCAGCAGUGGGUGGCUGUGGGCGUCCGCCCCCGGGUCGGCCGAGUGCGACCUCGCCACUGAUCGCUCUGCACUCCUGGAGUAG
This is a messenger RNA of Emiliania huxleyi CCMP1516, 564 nucleotides long. RefSeq lists its product as hypothetical. NCBI's taxonomy places the organism in Eukaryota, Haptophyta, Isochrysidales, Noelaerhabdaceae. The transcript has 2 exons. Gene Ontology annotation, biological process: protein folding. Gene Ontology annotation, cellular component: Golgi membrane. Bases 1 to 564 code for a protein of 187 amino acids. The record is from RefSeq and is a predicted model, not a curated record. Gene Ontology annotation, molecular function: flavin-dependent sulfhydryl oxidase activity; protein disulfide isomerase activity.